Messenger RNA from Pediculus humanus corporis (human body louse), 165 nucleotides. RefSeq lists its product as uncharacterized. The transcript is spliced from 3 exons. Bases 1 to 165 code for a protein of 54 amino acids. The record is from RefSeq and is a predicted model, not a curated record. Lineage: Eukaryota; Metazoa; Arthropoda; Insecta; Psocodea; Pediculidae.
AUGAAAUGGGAUUGGGGGAUAAGGGGAUACGAGGGGGAGGGGGUUAAGAAAAGGUGUGAAGAAAAAAAAGUUACCUUUACGGCGGAAUCCGUUGUUACAAAAUCUUCUGGCAUAACUUCCGUUCCAUUAUACCAAGUUACUUUAGCUGCAGGCCGAGCACCGUAA